AUGAGCAAAGUAAACCUUGCAGGGAAAACAGUCUGUCUCACUGGUGGGAGCAGAGGCCUUGGUCUAGAAAUCGCAAAGGAGCUCGCAAAAAAGGGCUCCUAUGUUCAUGUGAUCGGGAAGUCUCCUCAGUCCUUCGGCCAUGAGAAUAUAAAAUACUACCAGAUAGAUCUUCUAAAGGAAAAACCUGACAUCACAACUCCAUUCGAUAUUGUCAUAUCCAAUCUUGGAACAAGUGUUGGGAAUAAAAGGUUCGAUGACAUGGAAUACAAUGAAGUAAUGGACAUGCUGAAGUUGAAUGUAGAGCUGCAUUUAUGGCUUCUUAAGAAUGUUAGAUACAAGAAGUUUGUUUUUGUUAAUUCCAUACUGUCACAGCAAGGCCUUCCGGAAUAUUCCAUGUAUUGUGCCUCUAAGUCAUUCAUCCACACUUUGAAUCAGUCAUUGAGAAGAGAAGGAAAAGACACAAUGAUAAUCUAUCCUUACAAAAUUAACACUCCAUUGUUCAGAGAGGUCAGGGAUGUUUGGACACUUGAUGCAAACUAUGUAGCUGUAAGGCUUCUGAAAGACAUAGAAAAUGGUGUUAGAGAGGACUUUGUGCCCUGGAUAUUCAAGCCGAUUAUCCUGAUAUCAAGGAUGAUUCCCAUGUUUAUUCAGGAUCGUCUCUCUAGCCUUGUGAAGAAGACAUUUUAUAACUCAGAGGAAAAGAAUAAAUAA
This is a messenger RNA of Encephalitozoon romaleae SJ-2008, 711 nucleotides long. Its product is annotated as putative short chain oxidoreductase. Gene Ontology annotation, molecular function: 3-dehydrosphinganine reductase activity. The record is from RefSeq and is a predicted model, not a curated record. Gene Ontology annotation, biological process: sphingolipid biosynthetic process. Gene Ontology annotation, cellular component: endoplasmic reticulum membrane. NCBI's taxonomy places the organism in Eukaryota, Fungi, Microsporidia, Unikaryonidae. The coding region runs from base 1 to 711 and encodes 236 amino acids. The transcript has a single exon.